Triticum aestivum (bread wheat) is the source of this 624-nucleotide messenger RNA. RefSeq lists its product as uncharacterized. The annotation marks the transcript as partial. The transcript has a single exon. The record is from RefSeq and is a predicted model, not a curated record. NCBI's taxonomy places the organism in Eukaryota, Viridiplantae, Streptophyta, Magnoliopsida, Poales, Poaceae.
AUGGCCAUGGCUUUGGCAAUAUUCAAUGAAUAUGCUGGGGUGCUUUCCAACGUCAAUGCAUGUCGCGAAUUCUUCAGCUGGACUGCAUCAGUUAUAACGGCCACUCGUUCCUCACGGAACACCUCAGAGUUGUCAGAUGAAGACAAGACAGCUGCCCAUCAACAGACCGAAGAGGAAAUUGAGCGGCUGAAGGAUGAUCUUUGGAAGCUGGAGACAACAAUGCCCAAGAUGCUUGACCUCAUUGAUCGGGUCGAAUACCAAAGCCACAAGAAACAAGCGGCUGAUCUCCUCCCGCAUAUCAAGGAUGCAGUCUUCGAAGCGGAGGACCUGCUUGACGAGCUUGAUUAUGAUGCACUCAAGUGGAAAGUUGAGUGCAGCAAGAAUUUGGGGCUAGACCAAUUGCGUGAUACAUGUCUGGAAUUCUACGACAGUGUCAGAUCUAAUGAUUACAUCAGAAAAGUCAACAGAAUUCAAAAAAAUCUAGAUCAUGUCCAUAAGCAGUCCAUGGAAAUGGGCUUGCACCAAGCACCACUAAAGUUUGAUAAAUCUGUUAGGCCAGAAACAACUUCCUACUUUAACUGUGAGGAAAAAAUGAUUGGCCGUGAAAAAGAAAUGAAGGAGUUG